Bacidia gigantensis is the source of this 750-nucleotide messenger RNA. RefSeq lists its product as uncharacterized. Lineage: Eukaryota; Fungi; Ascomycota; Lecanoromycetes; Lecanorales; Ramalinaceae. The record is from RefSeq and is a predicted model, not a curated record. The transcript is spliced from 2 exons. The coding region runs from base 1 to 750 and encodes 249 amino acids.
AUGGCUGUGGGCUUUCUUGAUCUCGCGCUUGAGACUCGGCAACAGCUCUAUAAUUAUGCGUUACUUCCAAAUGAUGAGGAACAGCGUCGUGUGCUCUAUAAGUCCGGACCCCUCUUAAGCGAAGACCCUAACGAUAACACCGUCUGGACCGUCAAAGCAAUCUGCAAGCCAGAUAUCAAGCAAUACCUUGGACUCCUACAAACAUGCCGCCAAGUCAACGAAGAAGCUACCCGUACAUUCUAUACCAACAGUGUUGCUUUGAUGGCCAACAAGAUCAAAAACAUAACGCCCGAGAAUGAUCAGCCAUCAUGUUGUUUUGACUUCAUGCCGAAGCUAAAUAUUGGCGCAAGCUUCAACAGCCAGCUCCUACGGGCUAUCUCCAUACUACGCGACCACAAAGCAAAGCUGAGUGAAUUGACUCUCGAAUGUCCCAUUACAGCGCUUUCAUCCGAAGUCACCAAGACGCUUGGGGAACUAUACACUACGGGAUCGGUCGUCAAAGUGAAAGCCUACGUGCAUCAAGAGCCGAAAAUUUCAUUUGAGUCCGCGCCUAUGAAAGGAGGAGGAAGGGGCAUGAACAAAAGGCAACACCCACUAAAGGAGUUUGAGGGUGCGCCGGAUGUUGCGCAUCUCACAUCCCAUGGCCAUGUCUGGGAGGCAGAGUCGAAGGAUACUAUGGAAUGCUAUAUUGAUUUCGAUGGGAAAUUCUGGUUAAUUCGUUUGAGGCUUGAUGGAGAGCGAAAAUGGUGA